Messenger RNA from Lizanozyma spartinae, 1425 nucleotides. Its product is annotated as alpha-ketoacid dehydrogenase kinase family protein. The record is from RefSeq and is a predicted model, not a curated record. The coding region runs from base 1 to 1425 and encodes 474 amino acids. Gene Ontology annotation, molecular function: pyruvate dehydrogenase (acetyl-transferring) kinase activity. Gene Ontology annotation, cellular component: mitochondrion. Gene Ontology annotation, biological process: protein phosphorylation; regulation of glucose metabolic process. NCBI's taxonomy places the organism in Eukaryota, Fungi, Ascomycota, Pichiomycetes, Serinales, Debaryomycetaceae. The transcript has a single exon.
AUGCUUCGAAGUUGUAUUAAGAGUACCAGGAGGUACAAAAGUAUAACCUCUUUUUCUUAUAUUGAUGAUGAUUUUCUUUCAACCGUCAACAAGAAGGAAAUCUCAUGUCACUUACAGAACUUGGGUCCCUUCCCUAGUUAUUCCAAUAUCUUAAAUCCCCAACACUUCUAUCAGAAUCAAAUAUUACUAGAUUAUCUGCAACGAGACCCUCAUCCUGUUUCAUUAAGACAAUUAGCUGGUUAUGGUAAGAAACUUUCGAAACAAAAGAUUCUUGAUUCAGCUAAUUUUGUUCGAAUUGAGCUACCCAUUAGAUUGGCAUUAAGAAUUAGAGAUUUACAGACUUUACCCUUUGGGAUCGUUAAUAAUUUCCAUUUAGCUCAUAUUUAUGAGAGUUAUUAUCAUCUGUUUAAUGCGUUUAGAAAGAUCCCCUCGAUUAGAUCACUAGAAGAAAAUGAUAAGUUUUGUAUAAUCAUUUCUAAAUUAUUAGAUGAUCAUUUAACCAAUUUGGCUCAUUUGAUGAUGGGUUCUUUGGAAGUGAGUUUGCUUACAGAUAUCAACCAAUCUGAGCUUGAUACUUUUAUGUCGCAAAUGUUGAGAUCAAGAAUGAGUAGAAGAUUAAUCGUGGAGGAACAUUUAUCUUUAACUCAAAGUUAUAAGGACUCACCUAAUUCGGUUAAACCACCUCAUUAUAUUGGAGAGAUUUUCCACAAUUGCAAAGCCAUUGAUCAAUUGAAAAUUGUUAGUGAAGCUGUUAAGAAUUCCAUGGUGGAUAUUUUCCCUAAUAAAGACAACAUGCCCGAAUUAGAAAUAGAUGGUGACACCAAAACUACAUUCCAAUUCAUAGAGCCUCAUUUACAUUAUCUAUUUGGAGAAAUUCUUCGGAACUCCUAUGAAGCAACCAUCAUGACCCAUGGACUGCAUACCUCUAAGAAAUUGCCUCCCGUCAAAGUUACCAUCAUUGAUUCCAAACGACAAGUGAUCUUUAGAAUUAGUGAUCGUGGUGGUGGAAUGCCUCAUGAUAAAUUGAAAAGUAUAUGGUCCUUUAGGAAACGACCCGAAUUAGCCAGGGAAUCCUUAGCCAAUUUCCAUAGAAUCCCAGGCUUAUCUCCUUAUACUGGGAACGAAGUUUCCCCAGGUGGGUCUUCAAUGGUUGGUUCAGUACCUGCCACCUCUCAAAUCUUGAAGAACACUUCAUUAGGUGAUUCUCACUUUGUUGGUCAGUCGAAAAAGUCUACGUUAGAUCAGUUAUUCAACAGACCCUACAAGUAUAAGUUAGGGUUAGGGUUGCCUGUGUGUAAGGUGUACACUGAUUAUUGGAAUGGUGACUUACAAAUGAACAGCUUAGAAGGUUAUGGUUCAGAUACUUGUUUGACGUUAUCGAAAUUGGGUUAUCAUUCGAAUGUUGUGCAGUUAGAUAGAGCGUGA